Molecule: messenger RNA, 10260 nt
Organism: Patiria miniata (bat star)
Lineage: Eukaryota; Metazoa; Echinodermata; Asteroidea; Valvatida; Asterinidae
Product: inverted formin-2-like
Exons: 18
Coding region: 732-7442 (2236 amino acids)
Biological process (GO): actin cytoskeleton organization
Molecular function (GO): actin binding; small GTPase binding
Source: RefSeq, a predicted model, not a curated record
GGAGCCAUGGAUGGUCAAAGGUCCUAGCCUACCAGCCCGAGGCUGUUUUCCCAGGUCGACAAUCUCACCGUGAUUCGUUGGCUACCUGGGCCGGGGAAAAACUGCCCACUGCCCGUCCUCUGGGUCGGUCCGCCCCGGCACCUGCAACCCCUCCCACAUCGAGGCUGCUACAAACGUAUCCCGCUAUCAAAACACCGAACCCAGCCGCAUUGUUAUCAUUGUAAUGCCGAAUUAACCUCUGAUCUCUUGCCUUUGCCCACAGUCGGAGAUUCGAACACUCCUCAAAAUCAUUCUCGUGGGUUGCAUGGUGCCACUAUUCAACACCGUUGUGCAAACAUACUAAUAAUUAUGACGCACACCUUUUGUAAGUGUGAAUGUUUUGUAACCAGCGGUUCAAAGACGCAGCAUUCUGUCUCUUAUAGCCUCUCUUGUUCAUUUUUAGGUCAAUAUGCCCGUGUACUUGACCAAAACCUGGUUUUCUUCAGCAGCAUUUUCUCGUUUGGUGGUUUUCCAGGAUGUGGACUUUUGACGAACUUACUGUGAUGAAGACAUUGCUGGCCACAAAAUAGCCAAGAACAUUUUGGAAUACUGCAACUGAGAUAGUCUAUUACGUGGUCUAUUUCCUCGGAAGCCAGCUGCAGCACAUGCAUAUGACGACAUGGUUGGAUACAAAGUGACUGAGCGAUGGACCGUUGCUAUAGCUACAAAACAAAACAUAUCAGUGGAUCGUCAUGUGUGAAUCCAUGCCAACUUCCCCAGAUUUAUCUCGUAAGCAGCGGACGGACUUGGGAGGACCGAUUGAGAAUCCUGACUCACGCCGAAGCAGCGGCAGUGUCCACAGAAGAUGGACCCGGCUCCUGCAACAGUCACGCCGUAGAUCUCACGACGGUGUUACCAGAAGCAACCAGCCCAAGGGAACAAUAGGAGUGGCACCCCCAUUGGAGAGCGAUGGACCGGAACACUACGUGCGCCUCUUGCACAUUGCACCCUUCGUGCAAAGUUUUACAUGGCUCAAAAGAAAACUGGCGCAGUGUGAUUCGCGAUGGAUGCUGGACUUUCUGGAACUUAACCGGGGAUUGGAAAUACUGUUCGGUGCAUUGGCAAGACUCAGCCAGCCGGCCACUUCGAGUAUUGCCCACGCUUAUGCUCAGGUGGAAGUGGUGGCCUGCUUGAAAGCCGUGAUGAACAGUCAAGCUGGCUUGGACUACAUCAUCGACGAUCCGGAAUUUACACGCAAGCUUGCAACAGCGCUGGACGCAGACAAUGCCACCGUAAAGAAACAGGUCUUCGAGCUCCUCUCGGCAUUGUGCAUGUACAAUGCCGAGGGGUACAAUAGAGCUAUCGAUGCGCUGGAACAUUACAAGAAUCUCAAAGAUCAGAGGUUUCGGUUCAGUCUGGUCUUGGAUGAGCUGAAGAGGUCAGAGGUUACGUCUUACAAGACAACGUUGGUGGCGUUUAUCAACUGCGUUCUCAUAGCAACGGAAAGCCUGCCAGACAGGAUCAGGUUACGAAAUGAACUCAUAGGACUCAAACUGCUGGAUGUACUGACUUCACUCAGGAAAUCAGAGCCCGAGGAUGUAGACCUCUUAGUUCAGCUCGACGUGUUUGAUGAGAACAAAGUGAACGAUGAUGAGCAGUUUACUGGACCUCAGGAUGUCGAUCUUAAUAAUCCCGUGGAUGUCUUCAACACAAUAUACAAACAGGUGUGCGAUACACCCCACGUGACUCCCUUCCUGACCAUCCUGCAGCAUUUGCUUCGGAUCGAGCCCAGGGAUCCCAUCAGUGACACAGUGUGGGUUGCCGCUGAGAAACUAGUCCACAAGGCCGUGCUCUUGGAGAACAAAAACCAACUGGAACGGCUGCUCAAACUGGGCGAUCGAGACCUAGUCAAGGCUGUGGCCUCAUACAAGGACAAGUUUAAGAGCAGUGCUUCAGCUGAACCGAGCGAGGCACGGGAUGGACAGUCAGAUAAAUCUGCUGGAGGUUCGAGUGAUACCAUGCCCCCUUCGGAAAACCGGCCAAGGACUACUGCAGAUAAUGAGAGAAUGUCUGGCAGUACAGCAGAGGAAAGUGCAAUAAGCUCAUCAGGAAUGAUGGGGAUUAACAAGGAGGACCAACCUCAUGUAUGUAGGAUUGAGGGUGAUGAGGAUUCUGAGGUUAUGAAAACCUCACAGACUGUGACAUCACCUGGACCUUCAUUGCAACCUGCUCCACCACCUCCUCCACCACCACCCCCUGGGGGUGCCCCACCGCCUCCCCCACCACCUGCACCCCCAGGGGGAGGUCCACCACCCCCACCCCCACCCCCUGGGGGAAUGCCCCCUCCCCCACCUCCUCCGGGAGGGGCUCUGCAGAAGACCACACCUCACGCUCAGACAAUUCCUAGUUCAUCAGCCAUUCCAACCGUGAAACCCAAAAUGAGGAUGAGGACAUUAAACUGGAGUAAACUACCACCUCAUAAAGUGAUGAGUGGGAACAGUGUAUGGGCCAAAGUCAACAUGAUCCAGAAUGGUUUUAGCGCAGACUGGGAGACAAUGGAGGAAUUGUUCUGCCAGCAGAAUCUGGCUAAGAAGACACAGGUUGAUGGGACUGAUGAGAAAUCUCAGAAAAAGAAGAAAGAAUCAGUGGAAAUGAUUAAUCUUCUUGAUGGCAGAAGAAGUCUCAACGUCAACAUCUUCCUGAGACAGUUCAAGAGCACCAAUGAGAUAAUAGUGCGGCUCAUAGUGCAAGGAAAGAGCGAGGCCAUCGGAGCAGAAAAACUCAAGAGUUUAAUCAAAGUUCUUCCGGAGUCUGAAGAAGUUGAAAUGUUGAACUCCUUUGAUGGCAACCGAUCCAGACUAGGACCAGCAGAGCAGUUCUAUCUGAUGCUCAUGGAAAUCCCAUUCUACAAAUUACGUGUGGAGAGCAUGUUACUGAAGGAGGAGUUUGCUUCCAACAUGGACUACCUGAUUCCCUCUAUUGGUUGCAUCAUCGAGGCAUGCCAAGAAAUCCUGUCCUCGUCAUCCCUCAGAGAGAUCCUGCACCUUGUACUUCUCACUGGAAACUUCCUCAAUGCUGGUGGUUAUGCCGGGAAUGCUGUGGGCUUCAAAGUUUCAUCACUGUUGAAAUUAGUGGAGACAAGAGCCAACAAACCACGGAUGAAUCUCAUGCAUUAUGUUGCCUCGCAAGCUCAACAGAAAGACAAGAAGCUAUUGAGCUUUCCAGAGGAGUUGACUCAUAUGGAAGAAGGUUCGAGGUUUUCCUUGGAUCAGCUUGCAUCAGAUAUCAAGGUUCUAGAAGAGAAAGUCGAUGUGGUUGCCUCACAGCUUGAAGUUGAAGAUGAAGCCAUCUCAGAAGUCAAGAAGCAAGUCGAGUCCUUUCUUAAGACAGCCAAAGAUGACAUCGUGGAAGUGCGCGAGAUGCUUGCCUUUGUUGAGAAGAUGAGAGUUAACAUUGCUGAGUAUUUCUGUGAGGACACUAACACCUUCAAACUGGAGGAGUGCAUCAUGACCUUCAAGAUAUUCUGUGAGAAGUUCAAGAAAGCCGUGAUGGAAAAUGAAACGCGGCAGCUUCAGGAGCUGAAGAUGGAACAGAGGAGACAACGCAGUGAGGAGCAAAAAUCUCAGCGUCGGAAAGAUGGCAAGGCCAAGGCUCCACGGAGCCAGAGCCUUCCCGGCGGGAAGGAGACCAGCUCCAUCGUGGACAAACUACUGGGCAGAAUCAAGGGAGGGUUCUCUCAUCAGAAGGCCAAGGUGGAUGGUGACUCUAGCGACGCCAGUCGACCCCAGUCUCCAUGCCCUGAGGAUGAUCAACCUGGAGUGAUCACCAGGAGCACACCUAUCAGAAGAUCCAAGCAGAAAUUUGAGCAGAACCUGAACGCCAUUACAGAGAGUGCUGCUGAAUCAGGUAACAAUGCCCCUGACGGAAUGUUGGACUCAGACGAUAGGCAGAGUACAUCUAGUGGAUUCAGUACGUGGAGUUCCACUAGUAGUCGUGAAGACUCCCCUGGAAACACAAUGGUCGUCAGGCGCCAGCGAUCACAAGCCUCGGGUACUCGACCGCUUUCAGCCGAUGAUGAUUCUCUUUUUGACAUGCUGGUACAGGGUAAUGAAGAUGAGGCCCUGGCACAGUUUGAGACUCUCAAAAGAGAUGGAAGUAUACGAAGGAGUGGGGGAAGGCGUGCCAAGAAAAACAAUGUGGACUUUAUAGACAGUGACACACGUGAACGAAAGGAUUCGCCGAGUCAAUCACCAACAUUGUCCAGACGAAACAAGUUGAACACUGAGCAGACGGAAUCUCCUGACUCACAGAAAUCAGGUUCUCAGUCUCAUUCUCUUAGUAAAGAGAAAGACAGGAUUAGGGAACUCAUGAGAGGAGGUGAUGUAAGGAACCCAACACAACCACUCAAUAUGAGUCGCCGAUCUCGUAGUGAAAUAUCGACCUCAGACAUUGAUCAUGUGCUUCAAAAUACAUCUCUGGAGCAGAGUUCAGAUAAAGCAAGUGCGGAAAUCAGGAAGGACCGUCUUGCUAAAUACAGCAAGAUGGUGGAUUCUGCAUCAGCAGAGCUCCAGCCAAGCGCAAAAGCUGAGAGCUCUGCCACAUCAACUGUCCAUGAAUCGAGUCAAUUGGAUAAAAAAUCAGAGCCAAGUAUUGUAAAUAGUUCCGAAUCCCCCACAGAUGCUCCUCGGCCCAAGAGGCGGCCUCUUCGUCGAAGCCAAAGUGAGUUUAGCAUUGAGGACGUGAGGAAAGCUGCGCAGGGACUGAGAAAAGCAGCCCAAGAAAGUGAGGGAGUGUCUCCAACAACCACACCUCCAACGGACGAAACCGAUGGAGGCAUGUCAGUUGACAACAAGGUCUCCAACUGGCAAAGCAAAGUCCAGGACAUGGAUGUUGAAGCAGCUCUUGAUACUGUCGAGUCACAGCUAUCAUCCCGGGAGAAGAAUCGUUCCAGGGAUGGUGACACACCUGACGGCGACAGGACACAGAAGCAACGAUAUGCCAGGUGGAGAACAGGAAGCCUUACAUGGGACACUCCUAAAAACAAAGAAGAGCGUACGGAAAAAAGGAGAGCCUCAACAAUCUAUGAAGAUCACGAAAGCACUGUUUUCUUGGAUAGACCCAUUGAAGCAGGUUUAGCUAAAGGGCUGGAAUCUUAUGCAGAGUCUUACAGCCUGAAGAUCCGACAAGAGCGGCGUACCAUUGAAAAGAUCAUGGCUGGUGUUGAGGAUGGUGAUGAUGGUCCGUUGUCCCCGAGGAAAAUCUCCUCAGACUUAUCAAGGAUGAAAGGGUUAGAGGCGCUAAGAGCAAAGUUCAGACAGAAGCAGGCACUGGCUCAGGCAUUCAAUGAAGAGGAAACAUGGGCAUCAAUUGAUCGACAACAGGUGGAAAUAAGACGAGACCUGCUGGACAUCAAAACUUUCUCAGAUACUAAGGAUGAUCUUCACGUGGAGGAUAUUGAAGCUGAGAGCAGUCAGGAGAUUCCAUCGGCAUCAACUGAAGUAACAGUCUCAUCAACUGAACCCCAAGCCACUGAACCUCAAGCAACUGAGACAGUCUAUAAAAUAACUGAUGAUGACGUUUACGUUCUGAAAGACCAGUCUCAUCCACGUACUGCAUCUGAAACACUAGCUGAAAAGAAAGCCAAGAAAAUAAAUGGGAGUUCUCUCCCAACUAAGAGUGAUGAGAAUGCAAAUGAAAUUCCAUCGUCAUCAUCGUCCAAAUCUCCUAAGAAAUCCGCAGCUCAAAUUGGAAAUGUUAAAAAAGGUCCAGCAGUGAAUAGAACUGUGGCUAAGACAACCACAGGCAAAAUUACGCAGAGGCAGACAUCCACAAGUCCUAGGGUUUACCCAGGAAAAAGUACACCACUAAGAGUUAACUUGAAUGCGCCAUUGCCAAGAUCUAGCCCUCGAGUUAGGAAGAACUCCCGUAAUUUCCAGGUAAAAUCACCACCGGCUCAGUCACCACCAGCGUCAGGAAUGUUACGCUCUUCCAUAGGCAGUGCAGAAUCCCUUCCAAAGUCAGAACCUUCAGAGACCAGACAAAGGCGCGAGUCGUCUCAAAGCAACUCAUCUACUGUCUCAACUACAAGCAACUCUUCCAUGAGGUCCUCUGGCUAUGGCAGAAACCUGAGCUCUCCAAGAGGAACCAAAACAGUGACAACACGAAUCAGCAGGUCAAAUUCUGCCGCCUCAUCAUGCAGCACUGACUCUCGAUCUGAUCCCAAACCUCGUUCUUCCAGUAUGAGAUCCACCAACUCGACUAGUAGUGUCAAGAGCACUGGUUCUAGAACAUCACCAACAUCUGCUAAAACCUUGAAAGCUACCAGUCCUACGCCAAGAUCAAGUGUCAAAAGGACAGGGCCCUUUGUACGUUCAGCACCAGAACGGCGCACGCUUCCCUCAACCAACAAAACACCUUCAAGUAGUGGAGUGAGAUCAUCUGGUCGUGUAGGACCUAGCAAAACAGUUACUGACACUGCCAAAGCAAGAACAGACAGUAAGACUGGUUCGUCACCAGCAAAAAGAUCAACUUCACCUAAGCCUGCUGGACAGUCAAAAACAAAUCAACCUGCCUCUUCAGAUCCAUCAAGAGUAUCACCGGUUAAAAAACCCAAUAGCUUCCACUCUCCGUCAGUGACCAAAAAACCUGUAAGUACACCAUCCAAAACUCUUCCAGCUUCCAGAGCUGGAACCCAGUCACCAAGAACCACACAGGCAACACAAGUGACAAAGAGCCCAAUGAAAAUGGGUACGGCCACAUUUGGCUUGAGUGAGCUAGAACCAGCCUCCUCAAGCACUGUACCAAGCAGGAUGCGAGGCUCAAAAUUACAUUCCAGCAUUUCUUCGAAUCUGGCAUCAUCAUCAGAUGUUUCUAAGAGCAGCACGGUGGAUACCGGCAUGAUGGAUGUAGAAGCGAGUGGCGAUGGUAGUGAGACUCGUAGCAUCAGCUCUCUCUCCUUAGGGGAAGUGUCCCAAGAGGACGCAUCGGCCCAGGAGGAGGGAAGCAUAGCAAGCAACGAGGCCCGACACAUGCCACGCACUUCAUCCCUUUACGCAAACCUCAAACCAGUUCCGAUAUCGGUCUCUGAAGACUCAGCUGAUGAGUCCGACUCCAGUAGCAGGUUCAGCCGUGGGAAAACUGCAGCCUCCCUCCCACCGAAAAUGCGUAAGCGUGGAAUAAUGGACAGUGACAUAGCAAAGAAAACCAACAAAGGGACACUGAGUAAAAUUAUUCACAAAUUGGGACGUAAGGGGGACAAAGGCCUGGACUCUUCGCAUGAGGCUGGCACAGAUGGGAGUACCCCUUCACUGGAUGAAGCACCACGUUCUCCAGCAAAAGUGAAAAGGACUGUGUCUCUAGGGAGAAAAUCGUCUCAAAGUGCUGCCAAGCAAUAUACUAAAGCGCCCUCUACCACAGGAAGGAAAAUCAGCAGCAGCACAAGUAAGAAACCAGUCUUUAGGUGAAAUGUGAACCUCAGUUUUGUUAAAACAAAAAAAAUAAUACAAUGAAACAUCUGAAAUUGUGUUGAAAAAUGUUUCCAGCAAUUGUAUUCAAAAGAGAUUUCCCUCUUUUAUUUUGGAGGCUGCUUUGAGAUUUUUUUCCGGACAUUUCUCGAAUAAUUGAACUCAUGUGAGAAUGAAAAUAAUAAUUUCGACAAGUUUCGGGGCUAUUUUCCACCAUGACUGGCUUUAUGGAAUUUUCAUUUCUUGUGCAGUAAAGAGGCAUUUUAAACUGCCUCAGAAAUUCUAAAUUCUGAAUUCGCAAAUUAUAUCCAACCCCAUUGGAAACAAUGCCUCAGAGGAGAAUAUUUUUUUGUCACAUUGCUGGUAAAAAAACGUCAACUUGAGUAAAGAUGAUAACAAUAUCAGAAGAUAACUCUUUCCAAUUUAUAUAAAUUUUGUCUUAAACAGUAAAAGAGUCUAUCAAAUUCAAAGAGUAACAUCAAACCUUUGAGUGAGAGAAGUUUUUGUUUGAGGCAUAAUCAGAGACUUGGAACUUAAUCGCAGAUAUUUUGUUUAUAAAAGACUUGGUGUGUAACAGCAAUAAGGAGGCAGGUGUUGUGUUCAAUCCUAACAUUUUUCAUCUUCCCUCAAAAGUGAGGUUUUAUUCCAUCUUUCGUAACUGCACUGUCUUUUCUUAAAUUACUGGACUUUCUGAAUAACUGGACUUUCUGAAUAUUUAACUUCUGUCUUUGUUUUUACAAGAUAAAGUUGUUCUCACUGAAAAAUUCCGAAUGCUCAUUUCAGUAUCCUAAACCAAAUUCUACUAUCUCUGUUGUGCAACCAGAAUUACUAAAAAUAUAAGUAUUGAACACAUUUUUAAAUAGAUUUUUUUCCCAGAAAUGUUCCCCUGGAGAUCGAGAAUAGAGAGAGAAAAAAUCCUGAACCUACCUAUAGUCAUAGCUUACAUUGUAUUGUGUUUGUGCUUAGACAUUUCAGCUGCUUUUUGGUCAUGUAAAAAAAAAUGUGUAUUUUCUGUUACGCUGGACUUUUCUUUUAUUAGUUAACCAAGCUUUUAAAGUUUCUUGUUAUUGUCCAUCAUGGUCCAUCAUUGUUACUUAAUAUUUUGAGUUAGAAACUGUCAGUAUAUUUGACAGUAAUUUCACAAUCCAGUGGGAUUUCGAAUUUUCUGUUAACUUCACAAAGAAAUACAUGUACACCCAGAGAGCACCAUGUGCCCACAAAAAAAAUUCAUAUGAGAUAUCAUUUAUAUACACCAGUUUGGUGCAUGAUUCUUUGCUCAUAAAAGAUGACACCUUUUCAGCCAGUUUAUAAAGCUCCUUAGCAAAAAAAAUGUUAAGCAAUUCAUAUCUCAUGCUGUUUUCGUUAGUUGUGUGGUUUUGCUAAGCCAAAGUUUCUUGUGUGAAUGUUUAGACUCCAUGAAAGUAACCCCUGAUAUAACAAAAAUAUAAUAUUAUUUUUAAGUGAUGUGUUACUUAUAAAGGCCCACAUUGUUUUAAUAGCUUACCCUAUAAAGUAGCUUGUUUACCUGAGACUGCAUAGGUUUUUCCCUUAAACUGUUGACUCACUUUGCUUGUAUGCUUUCUUUUUAGUUUGUUUUGUAAACUUGUUCUUUCAUAAUUAUUUAAAUGUACUUAAAUUCUGCAAUUCGGAUGUGAUAAUUUGAAAAGCAAUAAUACAUGCCUUGUAUCAAUUAAGAGGUUUUUUCUGCUACUUGGGAUUUUUUUGUUAAAAAUUUUCCAAUUUUCUUGAAGUGUUUAUUGCUCUUUAUUGUAUUGAAACGCUGUCUUGAGUAAUAUAAUUAUAUUAAGCGCAAAACACAAUGCCAUAAACUAUCGUGAAGGGUUACGGGUUUGUUAAGAAUUAAGAUUAAAAUCGCCAGUGGCCAUUACAUAUUAAAGCCUUAAUAGUCAGCAAAACAAUAUAUACUCUCCAUACAGCUUUGUUUUUACAUAGAUUUUAAACAUAUUUAUUUCAUUGCUUAUACUUAACAGGGGGUGAACUUUAGAAGUUAGACUUCCUUAUAGUCUUCCUUAUAGUCCUUUUUAUUUUUAGCUUGAGAUAGUAGGUUAAUUUAAUUACAAAUUAUCCAUGACGAAAGGUACUUUAGAAAGUAUCACAGAUAAUACAAUUUUAUUUUAGAUCCAAGAGUAAAUUCACGAAUCGAUGGAACAGUGGUUGUAAUGCAUGAUAAAUUAAGCCAUAUUGUGCCGAUAAACUAGCAAUUCUUUUGUGUAACAAUAUGAGACUUUUAUGUAAAAUCGUCUGAAUUGUAAACUAUUUGUAAAUUGAAUUAAGGAAGUAAUUACUGGCAACACUUGAAACCUUAUAAUAUCUUUGGUUGUUACCCAAACAGUUCAGUUGUAUAACCUUUCCACUUAGGCAUGCAUAUAAAUGUCAUGCUGCUCCUAGUUUUAUUAACUCUACUGAACUUUUUAAUACUCCAAACCUUGGCAAACAAUUAACGUUGGUGGCGCCCUGAUGAUAAAGUAAAGCCUCUCGGUUGAUUUUCUUGCAUCACAGAAACUGCUUCACCGCUCAAGAUUAUCCUUUUUGAAAUGUACAUAGUUAUUUUCUUUCCCUUAUGUUGUAGUCACAUUUUUCAUUGAGUCAUGUUCAGCUGCGUAAAGGGAACAAUAUGGUUGUUUUUAAAGAAAUAUUGCUUUGAUUUUAUGGAGAUAUUAUUUUAGCGGCUGCCUCCAUUGUUAUUGAGAUGACUUUAUAUAUUUAUGCAAACUAAAUUUAAUGUAUAUUUACCGAAAAAAGAACAACUGCAUGAUGUAUAUUAAACCCAUAGGGUUGUGAUGUGUUUUACAUGAAA